AUGUCUCUCUCUGGAAAAGUCGUCCUCAUCACCGGCGCCUCCAAAGGCAUCGGCAAAGCCAUCGCCCAGCGUCUCGCCAGCGAAGGCGCCAGCGUCGUGCUGAACUACAACACCGACGCCCCCUCCGCCAACGAACUCGUCCAGGAAAUUGGCCAAGACCGAGCUCUCGCUGUCCAAGCCGACGCUUCCAAGCUUCCAGACCUCGACCGCCUCGUUGACGCCGCCGUCACCAAGUUCGGCAAGAUCGAUGUCCUCAUCCCCAAUGCCGGCAUCAUGCCCAUGCGCGACCUGGAACAUACCACCGAGGAGGACUUUGACCGCGUCUACAACAUCACAGUCAAGGGACCAUACUUCCUUGCACAGAAAGCAGCAAAGCACAUCCCGUCAGGCGGGCGCAUCGUCUUCGUCUCAACAAGCGUCAUCGGCCUGUCCAACAUCGCCCCUCCUUAUCUCCUCUACGGCUCAGCCAAAGGCGCCGUCGAGCAAAUGUCGCGAAUUAUGGCCAAGGAUCUGGCCCGGAAUGGGAUCCUAGUGAACUGCAUCGCCCCCGGCCCAACCACCACCGGGCUCUUCCUCGAGGGCAAGUCGGAUCAGGUGUUGAAGGCCGUUGCUGGGAAUAGCCCGUUUGGUCGUAUUGGAGAGCCAGAUGAGAUUGCGAAUGCGGUUUACUUUCUUUGUGGGAAGGACAGUAACUGGGUGUCGGGGCAGGUUCUGAGGGUGAAUGGCGCGAUGGCAUAA
Messenger RNA from Aspergillus puulaauensis, 738 nucleotides. RefSeq names its product putative oxidoreductase, short-chain dehydrogenase/reductase family. The record is from RefSeq and is a predicted model, not a curated record. The transcript has 2 exons. The coding region runs from base 1 to 738 and encodes 245 amino acids. Gene Ontology annotation, molecular function: oxidoreductase activity. NCBI's taxonomy places the organism in Eukaryota, Fungi, Ascomycota, Eurotiomycetes, Eurotiales, Aspergillaceae.